Molecule: messenger RNA, 2755 nt
Organism: Rhinolophus ferrumequinum (greater horseshoe bat)
Lineage: Eukaryota; Metazoa; Chordata; Mammalia; Chiroptera; Rhinolophidae
Gene: PLEKHF2
Product: pleckstrin homology and FYVE domain containing 2
Molecular function (GO): phosphatidylinositol binding; metal ion binding
Source: RefSeq, a predicted model, not a curated record
AUGGUGGAUCGCUUGGCAAAUAGUGAAGCAAAUACCAGACGUAUAAAUAUAGUAGAAAACUGUUUUGGAGCAGCUGGUCAACCCUUAACUAUACCUGGACGGGUUCUUAUUGGAGAAGGAGUAUUGACUAAGUUGUGCAGAAAAAAGCCCAAAGCAAGGCUUUUCUUAUUUAAUGAUAUUCUUGUAUAUGGAAAUAUUGUCAUCCAGAAGAAAAAAUAUAACAAACAACAUAUUAUUCCACUGGAAAAUGUCACUAUUGAUUCCAUCAAAGAUGAGGGAGACUUAAGGAAUGGAUGGCUUAUCAAGACACCAACUAAAUCGUUUGCCGUUUAUGCUGCCACUGCCACUGAGAAAUCAGAAUGGAUGAAUCACAUUAAUAAAUGUGUUACUGAUUUGCUCUCCAAAAGUGGGAAGACACCCAGUAAUGACCAUGCUGCUGUCUGGGUUCCUGAUUCUGAGGCAACUGUAUGUAUGCGUUGUCAGAAAGCAAAAUUCACACCUGUUAAUCGUCGUCACCAUUGCCGCAAAUGUGGUUUUGUUGUCUGUGGGCCCUGCUCUGAAAAGAGAUUUCUUCUUCCCAGUCAGUCCUCUAAGCCUGUGCGGAUUUGUGACUUCUGCUAUGACCUUCUUUCUACUGGGGACAUGGCCACAUGCCAGCCUACUAGAUCGGACUCUUACAGUCAAUCAUUGAAGUCUCCUUUAAAUGAUGUAUCUGAUGAUGAUGACGAUGAUGAUAGCAGUGACUAAGGACAUAUUUUGAAAUAUUUAAAAUAUUUCAAAAUUUUAAAAAAUUUUGUGACUAUCUGAGAAAUCAGUUUUGGGAGGAAUGUAGAAUUAAUUCUGAGUUCUCUUUCAGUUUUACUCUAGCCAUGAAUUUGCCUGAGAAACUUUUAACUUUCGUGCCUCAAUAUAUUCUAUAGAAAAUAGGUCCUAUUAUCAUCCCUCCCAACCCCACUGCUGCCACCACUCCCUCUCUCCCCCCGAACUCUCCACUCUUCUACGGGGAUAGCCUAUUACAAGUAUAACAGAUAAAUUUUUGGUUUCUUAUUCUUGUUUAAUUCUACAUCAUUUUCUUGGAAGGUUGGGAAAAGAUGUUUAUUUAACAGAUCAUGUAUCAUCUUGUUGUUUAUUAUAUGUUUUGUUAUAUGGAAAAACUAAAAGCAAAGAAUGAUGGAAAAAGGAGUAUAAUGUGGUUAGUUAAUAUUAUUAGCUUUUUUUCUAACCAUUCUAUCUGAUGAUUAAGACACCAAUAAUAUAAAUACAUGAUUGGAAGUACUUUUUGGCUUUUUCAUACACCAAGUGGUGCCUUAUUGUAGCGCUGGUUACAUGAAAUAAGUCCCUACCUUCUCACUUUAUAGUAUGUUUUAAAAAUACACUGGUGGCUCUUUGAGGUGGUAAAAUGAGUGUUUAUGAUUGGGGUAGAGUUAGAAAAUACUAGUCAUCUGAUAACUACAAAUAACUAAAUUUAGAGGUUCUUCAUUCUAUAUGAAUAAAUAUUUUUCCAUAAAAUACUUGUGAUUAUAUUUUUACAUUUUAUAGUUACCAAAUUAUAAUUGUCAAAUAUAAAUUUCAAAUUAAUAGGUUAUUCUAAGAGUUUGGUUUGAAAUUUAUCAAAUAUAGAAUUGCAUUGCAUUAGUUUCUAUUUUUAGUAAGACAUUUGUAGGUAUAAAUUCAUCUGCUGUAAUAUUAUUUCCAGAAUGUAAAAAUUUUAUAAAAUUGUUGAAAUUAAUCUGUUAUAAAAACCCUGUGUUAGAGCACAAAUCUACUUAAGCUGAGAUUUGGAAGAAAUCAUAUGUAAGAAUAGUCAAGACAGACCAAUUAAGUUUGACUAGACUUCAUAUCUGUGGGAAUAUUGUCUAUUUCGGUGUGAAACUAUCUUGGAUUUACAAAUAUAGUGUUAUAUUUUAUAAAGUUUUGUAAGGUCCCAAACAAUAUUUCUAUUUUUGUAAAACAAUUGUUUAUCUAAUUCAUUUUGCAAUGUAUGGAAAUAGAGUAGCAAUUGAUCUUUCUAAAUUGUGAACUUUACUGAGUCAGUCUAGAUUGCUUUUGAGAAGUGGUAAUUUUUCACUCUGUUUUUGAGGCAGCCACUAGGUUGAUAUUAUUUAUCAUAUAAACUUGAUGCAUUUGCACUACUUUCUCCAUUUGUAUGCUGCAAAUAACGAGUCUUUCAAAUACAAAAAAUCAGUCUAUAAAGAUUGUUUUAAAUUCUAAAUUCUUUUGUUUUUAAACCUUUAAAUCUGGAUAUAUUGUAUAUGUUAUGAGAAGUUUGAUUCAGUAACUUGUGUUGGAAGAUUCUUUGGUUGGUUAAGGCACUAGCUUUACUGUUAAAUUGUGAAAGCAUCUGAGACAUGUAGGAGAUGUGAGAGAAAAGCACAACAGGUUUUUUUUGUUUGUUUGUUUUACUAUCAGGACUUUUGUGUCCAAGCAAUAUGUCAUAUAAUGAACACAUCUAAAAAGGACCAUGAAACCUGAGAAGUGCUAAUAGAGACUUGCUGGUACAUAGAAACUUAGCAAAUUUAGGAACCAAGGGGAAAUGUUCUGUGAUAACAUUUGCAUUGUCAACCUGUAUUGACUUUUUUAACAAUAAAAAUACUUUACUACUUACUUUCUGUUUUGUGCGUGUUGUAACUUGAAGAUUUUUUUCCCUCUUGCUAAGGUAAUGGAGAGGUUAUGCAGUUUUCCCCUCAUUCAACAGCUUUGAGUACCGUCUGUGUGCCAGGCAUUGUUCUAGGCCCUCAGGGUAGAGCAGCGAACA